GUUCCAGACAGCCUCUUUGUUUCUGAAGCUAUAUGAAUCCCACAACGGCAUGUGGUGGGCGCACAUGAUGAAAUAAACUGAAUGGGUUACGACGAGUGUGGCUUUCAUCGUCAAAGAUAGCUGAGGGAUGUGGUGAUAUUUCAAGCGUUCGUACAUACUCUUACGAAGGACUGAGGAAAAGUGUGAAAAUCGAUUUAACGAGGGCUGAGGCAGUGGUUCUUCUUGAAGCACGAUGAGCUGGAGCUUUCUUACACGGCUGUUGGAUGAAAUCUCCAACCACUCCACCUUUGUGGGCAAGAUCUGGCUCACAUUACUUAUCAUCUUCCGCAUUGUGUUGACCGUUGUGGGGGGAGAAUCAAUAUACUACGAUGAACAGAGCAAAUUUGUGUGCAACACCCAUCAGCCUGGUUGUGAAAAUGUCUGCUAUGAUGCGUUUGCACCACUCUCUCAUGUAAGGUUUUGGGUUUUUCAGAUCAUUUUGAUCACAACCCCCACUAUUAUGUACCUAGGCUUUGCAAUGCACAAGAUCGCUCGUAUGAAUGAUGAUGAGUACAAGCCGAGUAACCGGAAACGCAUGCCCAUGAUUAAACGCGGAGCUAACCGUGAUUAUGAGGAGGCUGAGGACAACGGUGAGGAAGAUCCCAUGAUGAUGGAGGAGAUCCUGCCUGAGAAAGAGAAAGCUCCUGUGAAGCCCGCCCCUAAACACGAUGGUCGACGGAGGAUAAAGAGGGACGGGCUUAUGAAGGUGUACAUCCUUCAGCUUCUAUCUCGGGUUGUUUUCGAGGUUGGUUUUCUCUUUGGCCAGUAUAUCCUGUAUGGUUUUGAGGUCGACCCCUCGUAUGUGUGCACUCGCAGCCCCUGCCCACACACGGUGGACUGUUUUGUGUCACGUCCUACGGAGAAAACGAUCUUCCUGCUGAUCAUGUAUGCCGUGAGCUGUCUCUGCUUGUUUCUCACGGUGCUGGAGAUUCUUCAUUUGGGCCUCAGUGGAAUCCGUGAUGCUUUUCGACGACGCACGCACAACCACAGUGCCGCACGCCCCCGUGACGCCAUAUGCAGACAGGUGCCCACAGCACCACCAGGGUACCACACUGCACUGAAAAAAGACAAGCUCUCCAUGGGACUGAAACCAGAGUAUAACUUGGACUCGGGUCGGGAGUCUUUUGGUGACGAGUCGUCAUUGCGAGAUAUUGACCGCCUGCGUAGACACCUAAAACUGGCCCAGCAGCAUCUGGAUAUGGCCUAUCAGAAUGGGGAGAGCAGUCCUUCACGCAGCAGCAGCCCAGAGUCCAACGGCACUGCUGUAGAGCAGAACAGACUCAACUUUGCACAGGAGAAGCAGGGAAGCACAUGUGAAAAAGGGAUCCAUGCUUGAUGGAGAACCAUAAACUAUCAUCUGCUUUUCUGUGCAACAGAGUGCCCCACCUGUGGUUGGCAUGGAUCAUUUUGAAAAAAGAGAAAGUGUCUGUAUGUCCGUGUUGUGUAUCUUAUGUUUGGCUGCUGAACAUUUUGUGAACCGAGUGGAGCAUGUGUGUCCUUCCGCACACUGGUGAAUCUGUAAGAAUGUUGUGCAGUAUUAUGGCAAGUGUAUGCAAAGUUAAAACCUCAGAAAGCAGCAUCUCACCAGCCAGUUAUACUUGACAUCAGCCAGUCUGCCGGAUACUCCAAAGUGACCAAAAGCUAGUUAGAAAGAUGGUUGUUAUACUCCUCAGUCACUAGGAGACUCUGCAAUGUCUCAUCUCUCUCUCUCUCUCUUUUUUUUUUCUUCAUAGGGAAAGUGAGUUGUGGUUCUUCCAUUUGUUUACCACACUUCUUAUGAAGUGCCAAUUGUGCAUCUCAAAAAUGCCUUAAACUGGAGUUUACAUAUCUUUGCCAUUCCAGAAUUAGAUGGACGAGCCAGUGUAAAACCACAUCAGUUAUGUAGUUUAGUGUGUUAAGUACAGUUCUGUGUUUUGAGUAGUGGACCACGAGUAGUGUAUGUUUAUGAACAAAAUGGAAACCUGGAAAAUGCUUGAAUACUUGUGAAUCAAUUAUUGAUCUACAAAGAAACUUUUGUUAUUCUAUUUGCAUAUUUUGUGUAUUUUACCUGUAUAUGAGAAGUACUUUGGUUACUAUCCCUUUUAUUUUGAAUAAGCUUUUUUUGUAGGCUACAAUUUCAAUCUUAUUUGUUUGCUUUUUGUUUACUUCUCUUUUCUGAGGCUUUAAACAAGUUUGGCUUUUGUUUCAUUUGACCAACCAUUAGAAAGGCAAACUCAUGUUUUCAGAGAAUGGCUCCACAGUUAAAAGUCCUAAUAUAAUAGAUUAUUUUUAGGUUAGUCUAUCAUUUUGCCUCCUUUAUGCAAAUGAAAAUCAUAAGUUGGUCCAAAUGCAGUUUACACUGAAUAGCAAUAAGGUCUCAGAAUUGAAAGCCAUAGAGCCUAAUGUUUUGUACAUGGUACCAAUGCAAUCUUGUUGUUCUGACACCGUUUAAUUAACUCAUGUCUGUUAACAGCCAGGUUUUCCAUCUUUUGAUACAUUUCUCCAGGAUCAUCUCAAUUUUCUAUAUUUUCUAAGGAUUUUUGUAAGG
Carassius gibelio (silver crucian carp) is the source of this 2566-nucleotide messenger RNA. Its product is annotated as gap junction gamma-1 protein. Gene Ontology annotation, cellular component: connexin complex. The record is from RefSeq and is a predicted model, not a curated record. Gene Ontology annotation, biological process: cell communication. Lineage: Eukaryota; Metazoa; Chordata; Actinopteri; Cypriniformes; Cyprinidae. Bases 233 to 1375 code for a protein of 380 amino acids. The transcript is spliced from 3 exons.